UUCGUAAGGAAGAAGGACAUAAGUUUUAAUAUUUAAUGUAGUAAUGCAUAAACUUUAAAUUCAGCAUUCUCUUCCUGCGAUAUAUGUUAAUGCGACAAUUGCUCACGAUUUGGAUUAAUUCGAUUUUAUUCAAGUACGGAUAUAGAGUGCGGAUAACAGACAUAAUGAUAUUCCACAUAUUAGUUUUGCUUUGCAUAACUCGAUCAUAUAUUUCUGUGACUGUAACACUAAACGAGACGGAGGUUGACUGCAGCCUAAGGUGUGCCUGUUGUAAGGGUGGAGAAGCACGGUGCUUCAUUAAGAAUAACUAUGUAGACGAUUUCUGUCAUGAUGGCUGCGUUGAUACCAUAUUUGGUUACAAGUGCAAACAUAAAUGUCCCGUCCAAUGCUAUACAUGCGACCAAUAUAACGGAUCAAUAUGCACAACGUGUAACGACACGCAUUAUGGGAUAAAUAGUAACUGUAAGAAGACAUGCUCAGUCGGUUGUAGUGAUGGAACUUGUAAUAAAACGGAUGGAACUUGUAGUCCAUGUGCAGACAAUUUCGAAGGGAACAAAUGUGAAACAUGCAUACAUGGAAAAUAUGGCAUAACUUGCUCACAAAACUGCACGCAUCAAAAUUGCCGUUGUACAUUGAAAGACGGAUGUGAUUCUUGUAAGGCAGGAUUCUACAAAAAGGGGACUUUCUGUCAAACAGCUUGUUCUACCGGAUGUAUGAAUGGCACGUGUAAUGACAAUGGAAGUUGCCAGUGUAGUAAACAGUUUACUCCUGGCUCGUCUUGCACGGAAUGUAUAACUGGAUAUUAUGGAAUUGAGUGCAGAACAAAAUGCCCAAGCGGAUGCAGUGGUGGAGUGUGUAUGCGAAAUGGUACUUGCAGGAAUUGCUUGGCUGGAAAUUACGGAGAACAAUGCGACAAUACGUGCUAUUUUGGAUGCACUGAUCAAGGUUGUAUGAGAAAUGGAACAUGCAAUGAAUGUGUUACCGGUUACUUUGGGGAAUACUGCAACAAAGGUUGUUCUGUUGGAUGCAGUAAUGGAACAUGUAUGAGAAAUGGAAUUUGCAAUGCAUGUGAUACUAAAUACUAUGGAGAACAAUGCAACACUACGUGCUCUGUAGGAUGCAGUGGUGGAAUUUGCAUGAGAGAUGGAUCGUGUGAAUGCACGCAAGGUUUUAACGGUUCAAAAUGCGAAAUGUGUAUAGGAGGAACAUACGGGAACUAUUGUCAACAUAAUUGUAGUAGAGGUUGUUUAGCAUUGAAUUGUGAGAGGUAUAACGGGUUCUGUGAUUGCCAGUCUAAUUUUACCGGAGGUAAAUGUGACCAAUGCGAAGAAGGAUUUUACGGACAUUCUUGUAUUCUACGUUGCUCUGAUAAGUGUGUAGGCAGGAUAUGUUCAAUGUCCGAUGGUAAAUGUACUAACGGUUGUAAGGAUGGAUAUUAUCCAGACGAUUCCGGAAGUUGCAUUUCCUGCGAAAUAAGAUACAAAGAUAAAGACUGUAGCUACGAAUACACAGUUAAAAAGCAGUCCGUAGAAGCUGAGACGCCUGUAGGAGCUAUUGCGGGGGGAAUAGGUGGUGGUGUUGUAAUCAUUUGCAUUAUUUUAAUAUUACUUCUUCGUCAAAGAAUUAUUCGCAUGUUUGCCUUGAAAAGACUCGGAAGAAAUUCUCAGACCACCUCAGAAGUCAUUCGUACCGAAGAAUUGAACACAAAAUAUACAGAUGUCAUUCACGAAGAAGAAAACACUACGGAAUACAUCAAUAACUCGGUCGCUCUGCAGAAGCCUAAAAUUUCUGUUGAUUCCCUUGAGCACUAUAUUGAUUCAUUGACAGAAGAUGGUACAAGAGCCGUAUUUGAUAGCUUUCAACAAGGACUCAUUAAGCCGUAUGCUCACUCACAAAGAAGUGAUAACGUGCCAAGGAACAGAUACAGGGGAAUAUAUCCAUAUGACGAUUGCAGAGUAAAGCUUCGAGAUGAAGAUUCGGACUAUAUCAAUGCAAGCUUUAUCGAUGGUUAUAAGAAGAGUAAAGAAUACAUCGCCACCCUUGGACCAAUGUCGCAGCAACUGGGAAAAGAAUUUGAACCCUUCUGGCAAAUGGUGUGGCAACAGAAGGUCGAGAAAAUUGUCAUGAUCACGAACCUGAUUGAAAAUGCGUCGCUUAAAUGUGAACAGUAUUGGCCAAACGUUGGCACUAGCAUGAUGUAUGGCGAGUUCAGAAUCACAUGCCAUUCGGAGGACAUGUAUGCUGAGUUUACAAGGAGAGCUUUAACAAUAAUACGGUCCUCCGAAGAAAGGUCUUUCUUUCAACUGCACUUCACAUGUUGGCCUGACAAAGGCAUUCCUGACGAUGUCACAGCAAUCAUUGAGUUCAGACAAAGAGUACUAAAUACGCCUACAUCAUUUAAAGGACCUACUUUGAUUCACUGCAGUACUGGUGUCGGACGAACGGGCACAUAUAUUGCUCUGGACAUCCUGACGAAGGAGGGUGAAGUUGAACGAGCAGUUGAUAUACCCGGAUGUGUGGUCAACAUGCGGCAGAACAGGCCGAACAUGAUACAGACUUUUGAGCAGUAUCAAUAUCUCCACAAGGCUGUUGUGUAUUCCCUGACAUUCAAUUGUACACCGAUCAAGGCAGAACACUUUCAACAGUACAUGAAGACAACAAGAAGAGCUGACUUAAACAGGCAAUUCCAGCAACUGCUACACACCAUUGAACAGCGAUCGAAACAGGAAGCAAACGCAGUCAAAAGGAACAAACAGCACUUGGCUAAAAAUCGAGCCAAUGCAGACAUACCUGGUGAUGAAAAUCGACCAAGACUCUACCUUGGGUUAACAACUGGAGCUUCAGAUUACAUCAAUGCGGUGUACAUACAUAGUUUCAAAGAAAAAAAUCGCUUUCUGGCUGCACAGACGCCACUGCCAGAGACCGUUACUGACUUUCUGACAUUGAUCGUUCAAGAAAACUGUUCAUGUGUUGUCAGCUUUGAACCAGACAUGGACAAACAAAGGAAUGUUGGAAUUUACUACCCGGCGGAAAACAUGCAGGCAAUGACGAAGGGGUCAUUUGAAGUCAGCUCUUCACGUGAAACCAAAAAACCACAUUAUGUUAUGAGGAACCUUACGAUACGAUAUAAGAAAGCGUCAGGGCACCCUUCUGAGAAAACUCUGUCCCAUAUGCAGUUUACCGAAUGGGAUGAACUGAAGAAUGUCCCUCUAUCUAUUGAAACGUUCCUUACCUUUCUGAAUGACGUGGAGGAAAUAGAAAACAAAGAUGGACCGAUUCUUCUUCAUUGUUUUGAUGGUGCAAGUAGAACGGGGCUGUUCUGUGUUGUGUCAAUGCUGCUGCAGAAAAUGGCCAUAGAACACGAAGUUAGUGUUCUGAAUUCUGUUAGGAAAGUCAAGGUCAUGCGACGAUUGGCGAUUCCGAAUUUGGACCAAUUCAUAUUCUGUCAUGAGAGCAUCCAAGAAUAUUUGCGAGCCUUUGACAAGGAUGUGUAUGCAAACUUCGCCGGUUACGACGAAUAGAGACAGUGACAUAAAAUGGGCAUGGACAACAAAAAAACGAUGUAUCUAAACGCUAGUUUCGUACAAACAAAUACGCAUUUGUAUUGCUAAUUGUUAUCAUCCUUGUUUAAUCAUCCAAAUGGCAAUCGCCUGACAACAAGUCCCAUGCCUCACUAUCAAUCUUUCCCUAAUACAAUAUAAUUAUACGUUUCAGUCAAAAGCUGACUUAAAUUACGUAAAACUUGUUGCUAUACAUUUAUAAAUUUAAAAUAUCUGUCAUUGACAUUGGUUUUAUUGAUUGCAUAUUAAAACAUCAACUAGUAUAGUUUUCUGAUUAACGAGCCUGUGAGGGACAACACAUUAUCUCGCCCUGUUUUUGCAUUUGUUUGAUAGGAAUAUCAAAAUAUUCUUAAUAUCACAUAGUUAUUUUCGUCAAUGAUAUAACAUUGUGUUACAAGUCAUCAACUCAAUACGUGAGUAAACUAAUUAUUCACUAAUCUCAAAAUACAACAACACAAACAGUUUAAGAAUUGGCAAUGUAUUUGGUGAACAUGUCGAGUGAAUCUUAAAUCAUAAACGUAAUAAAUAAGUUACUAACUUAUGUUAGACACUCACAGUGGAACUCUGUAAAUAAAAUAAAUAUUCAUAUUAAUAGAAAACAUGAUACAGCAAAAUCAACCUGAAAAUAGGGAUGGGAUGGGCGGGAAAUAUGAUCAAAUUUUUAUCUUCACUUUCAGACAUCGUAAAAUACCUUCUAAUGUCACCAAAUACAAAUUAAACCUCGAGUGACGAAAACAGAAUAGUUUUCCCCAUAUACCCAACAAAAACAGAGGAAAUCAUGUUACUAGUGUCCCGCAAAACUAAUCUACCCGAAUAGUGAAGUUCCACGGGUACUUGAACAAUCUCCUGAAAUCAAUAAUGUAUAUAUUUUUCAAAACGUGAACAAUUGUAUUUUGUGAAAUUUCCAUGAAGAGAACACAUUUUUAUGACAAACUUUUUAUUAAUUUUAUUUAUCUGUUUAUAUGCCCAUAAUUUAUGUGUUAUUAUCUGGUUAAACCACAAUUACAAGACCAUUGUUAGGAUUACUUUCAUUUUUGUGCAAUACUUUAAAAUCAUAUAUUUGUAUCUAUUAAAAUUUCUCAAACUGUCAAUGUCAAUAAAAGCAUGACGUAUAUC
Messenger RNA from Mya arenaria, 4676 nucleotides. RefSeq names its product receptor-type tyrosine-protein phosphatase S-like. The coding region runs from base 84 to 3521 and encodes 1145 amino acids. Gene Ontology annotation, biological process: protein dephosphorylation. Gene Ontology annotation, molecular function: scavenger receptor activity; protein tyrosine phosphatase activity. The transcript has 21 exons. NCBI's taxonomy places the organism in Eukaryota, Metazoa, Mollusca, Bivalvia, Myida, Myidae. The record is from RefSeq and is a predicted model, not a curated record.